Molecule: messenger RNA, 1122 nt
Organism: Hydatigera taeniaeformis
Lineage: Eukaryota; Metazoa; Platyhelminthes; Cestoda; Cyclophyllidea; Taeniidae
Source: the annotation of a GenBank genome assembly
AUGCCUCAGACAAUCAGUGCUGAUGAUCGAAAGAGCUACCAGCGGGUGAUAAGCAAAUGCGAAGUUACACUUAUUGAUGAGACAUGUGGGCACUUCCCCAUGAUUUUGUGGAACGAGGACCUCAUAAUGUUUGCUUUAAGGUUCUGGAAGCCAAGAUUACAGGUGACGGUGCUCUCUAUAGUCGACUGCCCAGUACGAUACGACACCUUUCGCCGUGGAGUGGUGGCGGUGCCCAAUGACAGGACAGGGAUCAUCACUAUGCCCUCGUGCGGGGAAGCUCUAAGGCUAGCGCAGUACGCCAAGUAUUCAGGCUGGUCCCCCAUCACCGGCGCUUCCCACACUGAUGCCUUCGGCCAGCACUUCAUUCAUCCCUUGCCUCUCCCUUUUGGUCGAGUUCCUCCUGAGGUGUCUGGUACAAAAAUUGAACACAUUUCGCUGGCUGGAAUACACACAGUCAGAACAAUUCAGGAUAUUAUAAACGGCAAAGGUAGGAAUAUAACAAACCACUGGCUUAUUGAAUGUGGUACUCUUAAUGGAACAAAAUAUUUUUUGCUCCUAUUUCUCUAUCUCAUAGUAAGUUCCGGAUUUGGCAUUGUUUUCGCCAUGUUUACGAAGCUUUCACUGGACAUCGAUGAUGCUAUUCGCCUCGUUCGUCUCUCCUGCUCCAACUGCCAGCGUCGAAUGCAGAUCUGUGGGGAAGAGGAGAAGGGCAGUAGCGAGGCUGCAUCUCGCGUCGGCUCACAAUCGGCUUUGUUUACCUGCCUUACGCCUGACUGUCCUCUCUCGGGCCAGCGAUUUGAGCCUUCAGACUCCAAUCAUGUUCUUGUGGAAUACAACGUUUUUCUAAAUCUCACCGAUCAUACUGGAACCUACACCAAAUGUACGCUAACUAAUUCUGCUGUGGAGAAAAUGCUUGAAAUGCAAGCGAAGGAUUUUCUCCAACUCUCUCCAAAUGAUCGAGGUCGGAUGAAGUGGAAGCUGUUGCUCAAUAGGUUCAAGGUAUACUUUUGGAUGCGACAACCGGGCUACGAUCAGCCAACUCCCUAUCUGAAUGUGCUGGCAUGUGAGCGACCGAAUCCCUUCGAGGUGUACUCCUCUCUACGCACAACCAACUGUCCAUGA